Messenger RNA from Neoarius graeffei (lesser salmon catfish), 520 nucleotides. Its product is annotated as transcription factor HES-5-like. The record is from RefSeq and is a predicted model, not a curated record. Gene Ontology annotation, molecular function: protein dimerization activity; DNA-binding transcription factor activity, RNA polymerase II-specific; RNA polymerase II cis-regulatory region sequence-specific DNA binding. Lineage: Eukaryota; Metazoa; Chordata; Actinopteri; Siluriformes; Ariidae. The coding region runs from base 39 to 518 and encodes 159 amino acids. The transcript has 2 exons. Gene Ontology annotation, cellular component: nucleus. Gene Ontology annotation, biological process: regulation of neurogenesis; regulation of transcription by RNA polymerase II; anterior/posterior pattern specification.
UCUUCUCCUCACAGAGAGCUGAGAGAGGAAACAUAGCCAUGGCUCCGACAAUCAUUGCAUCAAUGAUCAACUCCAACCAACUUUUUCCACUUACUAAUAAGCUGAGAAAGCCAACAGUAGAGAAGAUGCGUCGAGAACAAAUCAACAGCAGUAUGGAGAAGCUCAAGUCUCUGCUGGGUGGAGAAUUCCUAAAGCAACAGCCUGAUUUCAGACAGGAGAAAGCCGACAUCCUGGAGACGACAGUUUAUUUCCUGAGACAGCAGCAAUCGCACAAGGAGUCGAGCUGCUCCACUGCAGCUGAUGAAAACUACGGCAGGUGUGUGCAGGAGACCAUCAACUUCCUGUCUCAGUGUCAAGUACACACUCAGUCCCAGAGAAGACUGCUGAGCCACUUCCUCACCAUGCAGCCUUCCAUGGAGAAGAGCAGAAAUGUCGUUCCUCAGUUCAUCUCUCCAGCCUCCCAGAUCAGCCGCAAAGAAGAGACUCCAGGCUGCAGUGGCCUCUGGAGACCCUGGUAGAG